AUGAUCGCUGAUAACCCGGUAGAACUACAGGUCGGAAUGCCGCCCACAGACCAACUAAGCACAAAUGCGACUAUCACCUGCGACUUCGACGUUCUUGAGGAAUUCUUGGAAGAAAUGAAGGCGUUCGACUGCCAGCCAGCCACGUCAACUCCGGCUCGGAAGGGCUGUUCCAAACGCUCCACUAAGAGAUCAAAGCAGCCCUACAAGAAUCCGAAUCCGGUAUGGAAGCGCCGUAAAGAAGAACUGCGAAAUCUACGAAUCGAAACAAAGGAGUUGGAAACUCAAGUGGCGUUUCUGAGGCUGCGGGACACCCACGCCAAGUUGUUUGAUGAGUGUAUGGGCACCACUAAGGGGCAGGAGCUAUGGAAAGCUGCCGCAAAGAGAGAGCGAGAAGGAUACCAGCAAGCUCAAGCUGAGAACUCGCAUCUUAAACAGUCGAUCAAACGCUACAAGAAAAUAUCUGAUACGCUGCAGGCGGCCUUAGAGAACGUGGAGAACAACGCGAGUUCGUUGCAAGGCGAGAUGCGGAUCGUACAUGGACUUCGAUUGCUUGGUACAACAGUUUUCAACAGGCUGGAGUGUCGUGUGCAGGCUCGACUCCAGGAACUUGACACCUUUCUCCACGACAAUCGGACUACAACAGAAGCAGGCGAUGCAGAUCAAAUCCGGAUUUAUCAGCAAGAAAGUCUCCACCCAGUCUCCGUAGUGGAGUUCACACGCAACCGCUUGAUGCCAUUUAGUGCCGAAAAAACGUCGACAAGCGUGUGGGAUAUCAUGAAGCUUGGAGACUUCCUGAACGAGAAAUUGAUCUCUACGCCCUCGGAAGAUGAUAUGGCAUCGGAAGGUUGGUACAACCAGCCACUGAAAUGUGGGGGUACAGCAAUGCUCCGAUCACACUGUUUAAAGAAGCGUGUCGCUAUUCCUGGAGGCUUCGCGGUUCUAGUGGAGGCGAUCUCGGAAUGGUCGGCGUAUCCGACGUCUUCUGCGCCUUGGAGGUAUGUGACGAGAGAUACAGGUUGGGCUUUUGUUUAUCCACUGGAUACGAACGGAUCUACGAGUAUGUGUCGGGUGCAAACGCUUCUACGGCUUACUACGGCAGACUCAAAUGAAGCUGUUACUGGCAACCAGCACAUAGCUCAGACCCAACUAACCACCUCUGUCGGUGAAGUCGUGAUCACAUCUUUUCGCGAAAUGAUACAGUCAAGACACCAGCUUUUGGAAAACGCGCUGCUGGAUUCGUCGCGUACAUCCGCUGCGUGCACAUUGUCGGGGUAGCUAGUCAUGAGUAUGUACGAUAUUAUGUUGAUAAUAACAAAGUUGAGCUCAGUCAUGUGCUUGUCCACCGAA
This is a messenger RNA of Phytophthora nicotianae INRA-310, 1347 nucleotides long. RefSeq lists its product as hypothetical. Lineage: Eukaryota; Oomycota; Peronosporomycetes; Peronosporales; Peronosporaceae. The transcript has a single exon. The coding region runs from base 1 to 1275 and encodes 424 amino acids. The record is from RefSeq and is a predicted model, not a curated record.